Molecule: messenger RNA, 1496 nt
Organism: Raphanus sativus (radish)
Lineage: Eukaryota; Viridiplantae; Streptophyta; Magnoliopsida; Brassicales; Brassicaceae
Product: protein CER1-like 2
Exons: 7
Biological process (GO): lipid biosynthetic process
Molecular function (GO): iron ion binding; oxidoreductase activity
Source: RefSeq, a predicted model, not a curated record
AUUGCAGCGGUGGUACAUCCUUUUGCGGAGCACAUUGGCUAUACACUAAUCUUGGGGAUACCUCUAAUAGCGACUUUGCUAUGCGGCACGGUCUCUGCUGCCUCCAUUGCACUCUACAUAACUUACGUAGAUUUCAUGAACUACUUGGGUCACUGCAACUUUGAGCUAAUUCCGAGAUCUUUCUUCUCGCUUUUCCCUCCUCUUAAGUUCCUCUGCUACACUCCUUCAUUUCACUCUCUCCACCACACGCAAUUCAGGACGAACUAUUCUCUAUUCAUGCCAAUGUACGACUACAUUUAUGGAACCAACGACAAGUGCAGUGACUCAUUGUACGAAUCAUCGUUGGAGGAAGAAGAAGAAAAGCCUAACGCAAUUCAUCUCACCCAUCUAACAUCACUGGACUCAAUAUACCAUCUCCGGCUAGGCUUUGCUUCCCUCUCUUCGCAUCCCCUAUCUUCACGGUUUUACCUAGUCCUCAUGAGGCCAUUCACUCUCAUCAUCUCCUUCAUACUAACUUCUUUCUCUUCUCGAACAUUUGUCUUCGAGAGAAACCGCUUUGGUGAUCUCACCCUCCACUCCCAUCUCCUUCCCAAGUUCUCCUCUCAUUACACGUCGCAGCAGCAAAAGGAAUCUAUCAACAAAAUGAUAGAGACGGCUAUACUUGAAGCGGAUAAAAAGGAUGUGAGAGUAAUGAGUUUGGGGCUGUUGAACCAGGGAGAGGAAUUAAAUGGGUACGGAGAAAUGUACGUAAGGAAGCAUCCAAACCUGAAAAUAAGGAUAGUAGAUGGAAGUAGUCUUGCAGCUGAGGUGGUCGUUCAUAGUAUUCCUGCUGGUACAAGUGAAGUUCUCUUUCGAGGAAAAAUCACAAAAGUUGCUCGUGCCAUUGUCAUUUCUCUUUGCAAAAGUGGCAUCAAGGUGAUGGUGUUACGUGAGGAAGAGCAUUGCAUGCUAGCCGGAUUCAUUGAUGGACAUUGCAAGGAAAAUCUGGUCCUCACAACCAAUUACUCCCCAAUGAUAUGGUUGGUGGGAGAUGGGCUAAGCAAAGAAGAGCAGAAGAAGGCAAGAAAAGGAACUCUCUUUCUUCCUUUCUCUCAGUUUCCUCCUAGUCAACUUAGAAAAGACUGCUUUUACCAUACCACUCCGGCUAUGAUCAUCCCCAAAUCUGCCCAAAACGUCGAUUCUUGUGAGAAUUGGCUAGGGAGGAGGGUGAUGAGCGCGUGGAGAGUUGGUGGGAUAGUGCACACGCUUGAAGGAUGGGAGGAACACGAGUGUGGUCUUGACGUUCCAAUGGUUAAUCCUCCAAGAGUUUGGGAAGCUGCUCUUCGAAAUGGUUUCAAACCUCUGCUUUUGCCAUCUUUAGAGACCAAAUGAUUGCGUAAUUUAUUGAAAACAGUUCGUACUAGAGACCCAAAAAGAGUUUGUAAGAUCAUUUCCAUCUCAUGUCUGUAUGGGGGUUUCGUAAAAAUAUUAGUAAUAAAAAAGUUGAGACACCUUAU